ACAUCAACGUGCACUUUGUCAGAAAAACUCAUCAGCUCUCUGAUGAACCAAGUUAACGAAUUUGAAUGAACUAAACCCAUUUCAUUUUCUAGAAAAAUAUAUCAAAAAUUCAAGUUUAGAUCGCAAUCCGUGCAUGGCAGACCCUAGACCUUUUCUUCCAUCGGAUCCCGAUGCCCUGCCGUACACCUACACUCCUCUCCCGAAUCCGGACGAAGCUUCCGAAAUCCGAAAGAGGCAGUUUAAGGAGCUCCUAGCAGUCUUUUCUGGGUUGCUGAUGCUUUCUUUGUUGGUGGUCAUUAUUAGUAGUGACAACAAUUCUGAUUCCCAUGCAAAUAAAAAUGAGCCAGUGUUUUUGGCUAAAGAGCCUUAUACAACAAGGCCCGCCAAACUGCGCCCGGUUUCUCGGGGCAUAGCAGCCGGAGUGUCUGAGAAGUCGAAUCGGUUGGCCGAUGCUGUGGACGGGCCGGCAUUUCCAUGGAACAAUAGCAUGCUGUCAUGGCAGAGAACUGCUUUCCAUUUCCAGCCUGAGAAGAACUGGAUGAAUGAUCCAAAUGGUCCAUUAUUCUACAAAGGUUGGUACCACUUUUUCUACCAGUGGAAUCCCAACGGUGCAGUAUGGGGAGACAUUGUAUGGGGCCAUGCAGUGUCCAAGGACUUGAUCCAUUGGCUUCACCUCCCUCUAGCCAUGGUGGCUGACCAGUGGUACGACAUCAAUGGAGUCUGGACCGGCUCAGCCACCAUUCUCCCUGAUGGAAAAAUUGUCAUGCUUUACACUGGCUCAACCAAUGAGUCGGUCCAAGUCCAAAACCUUGCAUAUCCUGCUGACCACAAUGACCCUCUCCUCACCAAAUGGGUCAAGUACUCCGGCAACCCGAUUCUAGUCCCACCCCCGGGCAUCGGAUACAAGGACUUCCGUGACCCGACAACUGCUUGGUACACGUCCCAAGGCAAAUGGCGCAUUACUAUUGGGUCCAAGCUUAACAAAACAGGCAUAUCCUUGGUUUAUGAUACCAAGGACUUCAAAACCUAUGAGCAAUUGAAUGGGGUGCUUCAUGCUGUCCCUGGGACUGGAAUGUGGGAGUGUGUGGAUUUUUAUCCGGUGUCGAAAACCAGUGACAAAGGACUGGAUACUUCGGUGAAUGGGCCUGAUGUGAAGCAUGUGGUGAAGGCUAGUCUUGAUGAUGAUAGGAAUGAUUACUAUUCAUUGGGGUCCUAUGAGGAAAAGACUGGCAAAUGGGUUCCUGAUAACCAAAAGAUUGAUGUUGGUAUUGGAAUUAGGUAUGAUUAUGGCAUUUUCUAUGCCUCCAAGACUUUCUAUGACCAAAACAAGGAGAGGAGAGUUUUGUGGGGUUGGAUUGGAGAGUCUGAUAGUGAAAAUGCUGAUAUGCAGAAGGGAUGGGCCUCCGUUCAGGGAAUUCCAAGGACAGUGGUGUUUGAUAAGAAGACUGGAAGCAAUCUACUUCAAUGGCCAGUGGAGGAGGUCGAGAAAUUGAGAUUGAGCAUUACGGACUUCGACAAGGUUGAGGUCAAGGCAGGCUCAGUGCUGCCACUUCAAGUUGUCACAGCCACACAGUUGGACAUUGUUGCUGAGUUCGAGUUGGACAAGAAGGUUUUGGAGAGCGUAGCUGAAUCUAAUGAGGUGUUCAGUUGCAACACCAGCGCUGGAGGUUCCCAUCGUGGUGCUUUAGGACCCUUUGGUCUUCUUGUUCUUGCAGAUGAGACCCUCUCAGAGCAGACUCCUGUCUACUUUUAUGUAGCCAAAGGGCCGGGUGGCAAUUUUGAUACUUUCUUCUGCGCCGAUCAAACAAGGUCUUCUGUGGCUAAUGAUGUUAAGAAAAAAGUUACUGGCAGCUAUGUUCCAGUUCUAAAAGAUGAAAAAUUAUCAGUGAGGAUUCUGGUUGACCAUUCGAUCGUCGAAAGCUUUGCUCAAGGUGGAAGAACAACCAUCACAACUAGGGUUUACCCAACCAAGGCAAUUUAUGGGGCUGCUAGGCUAUUUUUGUUCAACAAUGCUACCGAGACCAGUGUUACUGCCUCCCUCAAAGUAUGGCAGAUGAACUCUGCAUUUAUCCGUCCGUACCAUCCGGACGAAACGAGCAACGCAAGCUUAAACCUUGUUACCUACAUCAAAUUCAUUGUCACAUUCUUUAUUUUUUUUACUUUAUCUUUUCUUAGAUAGGGAAGGUAAUUGAUUUAUUGGAAAUAAUAUAUCUGAGACAUGCAUUUUUAUUUA
Messenger RNA from Pyrus x bretschneideri (Chinese white pear), 2233 nucleotides. RefSeq names its product acid beta-fructofuranosidase 2, vacuolar. The record is from RefSeq and is a predicted model, not a curated record. The coding region runs from base 134 to 2179 and encodes 681 amino acids. Gene Ontology annotation, biological process: carbohydrate metabolic process. The transcript has 6 exons. Gene Ontology annotation, molecular function: beta-fructofuranosidase activity. NCBI's taxonomy places the organism in Eukaryota, Viridiplantae, Streptophyta, Magnoliopsida, Rosales, Rosaceae.